CACAGAAGACUGAGGAACAAUCAGCAGCAUCUGUCAGUGUUUCCUGUAUGGAUGAAGAAUGAAAAUCACUUCAUUUGGAUGACUGAUGAUGACGGCAGUUACGGAGGUACUCCUGGAAACACUGGAUGAUCUGGGAGAUGAGGAAUUUAAGAUCUUUAAGUGGUUCCUGCAGCAAGCUGAAAUCCUCGAAGACUUCCCAGCCAUUCGAAAGAGUCGUCUGGAAAAGGCUGACAGACUGGACACACUGGACCUGAUUUUGCAGACCUACAGGGAACAGUCCGUGGAGGUGAUCAAGAAAGUGUUGAAGAAGAUCAACAGGAAUGAUCUGGUGCAGAGUUUGCCCAGCAUCAGCUCAGAGGCUACAUAUUUGCUGGAGCUACAACCUGACCCGCCAGAACUCAUUGCAUCAUACCACUGCAUGCUCCAAUCACACCUCCAGAACAGGUUUAUGUGUGCACAAGAAGGGUGGACAGAAAGGGUGGAUAAAAAACACCUGGAUGACGUCUACAUACCACUCUACGUCACAUAUGGGAGUGUUGUAAACAUCACCAGGCAGCAUGAGGUCAGCUACAUUGAGAUGGCAUUAAGAGAACCAGAGGUAACAGAGAAACCAGUCCAACCCAACGAUAUCUUCAAACACCCUUCUGGAAAAAACACACCAGUAAGAACAGUCCUGACCAGUGGGAUUGCAGGAAUCGGCAAAACAUUCCUUGUACACAAGUUCAUCCUGGACUGGGCUGAAGGAAGAGCCAAUCAACAUGUGCAUCUCACAUUCCCCCUGACCUUCCGACAGCUGAAUUUACUGAAGGGGAGAAGGUUUCGUUUUGCAGAGCUCAUUCACAAAUGUAUCAGGGAAACGAGAGACAUCAAGGAGGAGGAUCUUAAUUACAUUUUCAAAGAACUACAGGCUUCAGGAAACACCAACUAUGAUAAAAGUAAAUUCAAACUACUGUUUGUACUCGAUGGGCUGGACGAAAGCCGCCUUCAGCUCAACUUUACCAGUAACCAAACUCCCAUUACUGAUGUGACACAGUCAAUUAGAGUAGAAGUCCUGUUGACGAACCUCAUCAAGGGGGAACUGCUUCCCUCUGCUCGCCUUUGGGUAACCACUCGACCAGCAGCAGCAAAUCAGAUCCCUCUUGAAUGUGUUGACAUCAUGACCGAGGUCAGAGGGUUCACUGACCUUCAGAAAGAGGAGUACUUCAGGAGGAGAUUCAGAGACGAGCAGAUGGUCGACAGAAUCAUCUCCCACACCAAGACCUCACAAAGCCUCCACAUCAUGUGCCACAUCCCGGUCUUCUGCUGGAUCACUGCUACAGUUCUUGAGGAUGUUUUGAAAACCAGUGAGAGAGGAGAGCUACCCAAAACUCUGACUGAAUUGUACACUGAAUUCUUGGCGUUUCAGAUCAGACAGACAAAAGAGAAGUAUGGCAAAGAGAAGAGCAUCCGGUACAUUCAGUCACUUGCAAAACUGGCAUUUCACCAGCUGGAAAAGGGGAACUUGAUCUUCUAUGAAAAAGAUCUCAAAGAAUGUGGUAUUGAUUUAAACGAAGCCUCAGUGUGCUCAGGAGUGUUCACACAGAUCUUUAAAAAGGAGCACAGGUGGAAGAAGGUCAAGGAUGAGGAUAGGAUGUUCAGCUUUGUCCAUCUGAGCAUUCAGGAGUUUUUGGCUGCUGUUUAUGUGGUGCAGUCACUUGUUAACAGAAACAAAAAUGUGAUGGAGCAACAACAACACAAAUUUCAAAGUGUGCAGAUGCUUUUCAGCAAACCAUCAGUAGCAGAGAUCCACAGAACUGCUAUUGACAAAGCCCUACAGAGUCCAGAUGGACACCUGGAUUUGUUCCUCCGCUUCCUUCUGGGCCUCUCCCUGGAGACCAACCAGAAAACCCUACAGGGCCUACUGAAACAGACAAUAAGUACUACAGAGGCCAAUCAGGAAACAGUGCAGUAUAUCAAGGAAAAGAUCCAUGAGAAUCCCUCUCCAGAUAGAUGCAUCAACCUCUUUCACUGUCUGAAUGAGCUGAAUGAUCAUUCUCUUGUGGAGGAGAUCCAGCAGUACCUGAGUUCAGAAAGUCUCUCCACAGACAAAAUGUCUCCUGCUCAGUGGUCGGCUCUGGCCUUCAUCUUACUGUCAUCAGAAAAGAACCUGGGUGUGUUUGACAUGAGGAAGUACGCUGCUUCAGAGGAGGGUCUCCUGAGGCUACUGCCAGUGGUCAAGGCCUCUACUGUAUUCUUCUUGAGUGGCUGUAACCUGUCAGAGAGAAGCUGUGAAACUCUGGCCUCAGUUCUCAGACUGCAGUCCUCCAGCCUGAGAGAACUGGACCUGAGUAACAACAACCUGCAGGAUUCAGGAGUUAAGCUGCUCCGUCCUGGACUUGAGAGUCCACAUUGUAAACUGGAAUCUCUCAGGUUAUCAGGCUGCCUGGUCGCAGAGGAAGGCUGUGCUUCUCUGGCCUCAGCUCUAAGCUCCAACCCCUCCCACCUGAGAGAACUCGAUCUGAGCUACAAUCAUCCAGGAGACUCUGGGGUGAUGAUGCUCUCUGCAGGACUGGAGGAUCCACAGUGGAGACUGGACACUCUCUGUGUGGACCAUGCUGGAAUGCGCUGGUUGAAAUCUGGACUGAGGAAGUAUGCUUGUGAACUCACCCUGGACUCAAACACAGCACACAGAUAUCUCUCUCUGUUUGAAGACAAGGCAACAGUGACUCUGGUGAGAGACGAGCAGUCUUACUCUCAUCACCCAGAGAGAUUCCUCCACUGGAAGCAAGUGCUGUGUACAGAUGGUCUGACUGGCCGCUGCUACUGGGAGGUGGAGAGGAAGGGGUGGGUGUCUGUGGGACUGACUUACAGGGGAAUCAGAAGGAGAGAGGAAACUGCCGACUGCUGCCUCGGGCUCAAUGACCGGUCUUGGAGUUUGUGCUGCUCUCGUGACCGUUACUUUGCCUUUCAUAACGAUAGGCGAAUAACAGUCACAAACACUCCCGUCGUACGUGUUCCCGAAAGACUGGCGGUGUAUCUGGACUGGCCUGCUGGCAUCUUGUCCUUCUACAGGGUCUCCUCUGACACACUGAUGCACCUCCACACCUUUCAAUCCACAUUCACCGAACCCCUCUAUCCUGCAUUUGGGUUUGAGUAUCUGAAUAGGUUGGACUCCUCUGUGUCUCUGUGUCAGACAGAAUAAGGAGAGUCGUCUGCAUAGACUCACACUUCUGCUAAAACAAGACAGUACAAAAUCACACACCUAAGAAAUGUGCAUCUUGAGUUUUUGAUAUUACCCCUUGGAUUAUGCUGUAAUGGAACAAUCAGUGUCAAUUGAGACAUAUGCAAGACCAUUUUUUGUCUUCUCUAGGGCUGUUUUCACUGCAGGAACUUCGGGGUAAUUUUACAGGGCCAUGUUCCUUGGCGCAUGUCUGCAUAGCAGGAAGGUUACAGUCAAAACUGUUGCACAA
This is a messenger RNA of Scomber japonicus (chub mackerel), 3449 nucleotides long. Its product is annotated as NACHT, LRR and PYD domains-containing protein 3-like. Gene Ontology annotation, molecular function: protein binding. The transcript is spliced from 7 exons. The coding region runs from base 86 to 3181 and encodes 1031 amino acids. Lineage: Eukaryota; Metazoa; Chordata; Actinopteri; Scombriformes; Scombridae. The record is from RefSeq and is a predicted model, not a curated record.